This is a messenger RNA of Pyrus x bretschneideri (Chinese white pear), 2761 nucleotides long. Its product is annotated as probable serine/threonine-protein kinase WNK4. NCBI's taxonomy places the organism in Eukaryota, Viridiplantae, Streptophyta, Magnoliopsida, Rosales, Rosaceae. Gene Ontology annotation, molecular function: protein serine/threonine kinase activity; ATP binding. Gene Ontology annotation, biological process: intracellular signal transduction; protein phosphorylation. The coding region runs from base 620 to 2380 and encodes 586 amino acids. Gene Ontology annotation, cellular component: cytoplasm. The record is from RefSeq and is a predicted model, not a curated record. The transcript is spliced from 7 exons.
AUUGCCUUGCCCACAAACAACAACAGCAACAUCCCACAAAAGUGCUUUUACAAUUUGGAUUCCUCCCCUUUCCCACAAAUGGUACCAACAAAGUGUAGCCACAGAUUCUUCAAGUUUCGUACCCCAUCUUCCACUACACCACAAUCUCUCUGAUUCUUCAAAACUUUUGACAAUUUCUCAAACUGCCCCUCCCAAAAACCCACCAACCAUUCCUUACUCCUCAAUUCCCCACACAAACACAACUCUCCCUUUCCAAGUUUCAAACUUUCUUUCCAUUUGCCUCUGAAAUUUGACAUCUUUUUAAAACCCAAGUCCCAAAUGGUUGCCAACAAGUACGAGGGGGCCUCUCGCGCCAUGGUAGUGGGUAUGGGUUGGAUUAUGCUGAGGAUUGACUACUCGAGGCUCUUCUGGCUCUUGUUUGGUGUCUUCUCUUAUGAAAACCACGAGGGAAAGCCUCGGAUUUGAUUUCCCAAAUUUCCCAUUUAAUUUUCCCACCACACCCUUUUGAUAAUUUAUAGCAACCUUUAAUUUGUUUCUAGUAAUCACCUGCUCUCUGGUUUGUUCAUCAAGCAAAAGAAACAACGUUUGCUUGGGAAGUCAGUUGCUGGAAUCCUCGAACAUGUCGAUGGCAGACAAGACUGGCUAUGUUGAAAUGGAUCCUACUGCGAGAUAUGGUCGGUUUGAAGAAGUUCUUGGCAAAGGAGCAAUGAAAACAGUGUACAAGGCAAUUGAUGAGCUGCUUGGGAUGGAGGUGGCAUGGAAUCAGGUAAAACUUAACCAAGUUCUUCGCUCACCAGAGGAUUUGCAACGGCUUUACUCAGAAGUUCACCUCCUCAGUACCCUCAACCACGACUCCAUAAUUCGGUUCUACACCUCCUGGAUCGACAUUGAGCACAGAACUUUUAACUUCAUUACUGAAAUGUUCACAUCGGGGACGCUAAGAGAGUAUAGGAAGAAAUAUAAUCAGGUAGACAUCCGAGCCAUAAAGAACUGGGCCCGCCAGAUCCUUCGGGGUCUUUUAUAUCUGCAUGGACAUGAUCCUCCAGUGGUCCAUAGAGAUCUUAAGUGUGACAACAUCUUUGUUAAUGGGCACCUUGGGCAAGUCAAAAUUGGUGAUUUAGGGCUUGCAGCAAUUCUCCGUGGUUCCCAAUCUGCUCACAGUGUCAUAGGCACUCCAGAGUUCAUGGCACCAGAACUAUACGACGAAAAUUACAACGAACUAGUCGAUGUCUAUUCAUUUGGCAUGUGUGUAUUAGAGAUGCUUACAUCUGAAUACCCAUAUAGUGAGUGUGUCAACCCUGCACAAAUCUACAAGAAAGUGACAGCGGGGAAGCUUCCAGGAGCAUUCUACCGGAUUGAAGACUUGGAAGCACAGCGAUUUGUUGGCAAAUGCUUGGUAAAUGCUUCAAAGAGAUUAUCAGCUAAAGAAUUAUUACUUGAUCCAUUUCUCGACUGUGGUAAAGAUGAAUCAUUGCCUUUGGGAAAGCUUGGACGCCCAAAGCCAUUUUUAAACGACAAAGAAAUGGAGAAGCUGCAAUUGAGUGAUCAUCCAACCAGGACUGACAUGACAAUCACGGGGAAGCUAAAUUCUGAAGAUGAUACCAUCUUUCUCAAAGUUCAGAUUGCUGAUAAAGACGGUUCUCUUAGGAACAUAUAUUUUCCUUUUGACGUAUUAAACGAUACACCAUUUGAUGUUGCAACGGAAAUGGUCAAGGAAUUGGAGAUCACUGAUUGGGAGCCAUUUGAAAUUGCUAAUAUGAUUGAAGGGGAGAUAUCUGCUCUUGUACCAGAUUGGAAACCUGAAGCCUACCACACAUUUAAGUAUCAAGAUGAUGACAAAAAUGGACCUCACCGUCCUUCUGACUCUCACUGCUACUCAUCAUCUCGCUCGUCAUUAUCUGGCUUGAUCAAUUCUCAUGGCAUUAAUGGAAUGACAAGUGGCUGCGAUUCACUCCAAGAUGAUUUGCCUGACGAGACCAGCUCACAAAGCUCAUCACAUUUGGUAACAUCUCCCAACGUAAGUUUCAUUUCUGCCAAUGAGCAUAGGACUAAGAUGUUCCCCACAGGAGGAGACAAACAUCCCAUAUCAAAAUGUCACAAGUCCACAAGGUUUUGUCCCGAAGAAACACGCAAUGCUGGGAAGUCUAUAGCGAAAAAAUAUUUCGAGAGAUGCAAAGCUUUUCUAGCAUCUGGUUCAAAGGAUAAAAGGAUCAUGGAUAGCCAAAAAUUGACGAGGAAUAGGUCAUUAGGAGACACAAGAAGCCAACUACCACACCGGUCUGUGGUUGAAGAGGUGAAUAGGAAGCGCUUGUUUAAGACGGUGGGAGCUGUGGAAACUAUUGGGUUUCAAGCGCCUUGUGAGAUUUCAAAGAAGUUGUAGAACCCGUUAGCUGUUGUUUGUUUUGUUAUACAAGAACCACAAGAAAUGAGAAUGGUAAAUUACGCCUGUUACUUUUUACAUUUCUCAUGAGCAGUAAACUCAGUAAGGGAGGAAUGGAAAUUUUAUUUCCCAAUCUGGAGAUACAAGAAAUGACAGUUUACUGUCUUGAUUGCUCCCGAUAUGGCGGGAAUAGUUGUCAAGCCACAAGCAAGGACAAAGUUAUACGAAUGAAUUUGUGGACCACUUCAAGAAUCUAGUGACUUGUAUGUUGUAAAAAAUUUUGUGCAGAAGGAUUGUAAUUAUGCUUCCGUAAUGUCUUCUAUAUCAGGAUAAAUGCUUAGUCUGUUAGGUUCUUAAAUGUGUUGAUGCCCUUUUGUUUUA